Messenger RNA from Quercus lobata, 2559 nucleotides. RefSeq names its product disease resistance RPP13-like protein 4. Bases 501 to 2426 code for a protein of 641 amino acids. NCBI's taxonomy places the organism in Eukaryota, Viridiplantae, Streptophyta, Magnoliopsida, Fagales, Fagaceae. The record is from RefSeq and is a predicted model, not a curated record. The transcript is spliced from 2 exons.
CGUUGGUGGUAAAGUGGGUAGUGACUAAGAGUAUUCAAUCCACGUAGCCGGAGACCUUCGGUGCAUCGGUUGGUGAAAACGCAUUCGACCAGGGUAGUAUCCUCACUCCUCGGUAAUUUAAUUUAAUUAAUUAAUUAUUUAUUUAUUUGUCUCCGUUUCUGUAUAAUUCAAUUGAAGUAGUAAGGUAAGGAAAGUCUUCUCUGAGUGCCAUCUAUUUGAUGAAAUGUAAGAUUGAGUAGAAAUCAUACCUUGCAUUUCGUUGUGUCAUUUGCCACUGUUUUUCUUUUUCUAAUUUGUGGAUUUUAUUUUCAUAGACCAACAUCGUGGUUCAUUUGCACGGAUAUUUGAUUUCAUAUUCUUUCAAUUGAAGUUGAUAUGCUCCCGAUCCGUGCAACUGUGAUUGCGAAGAAGAUCUAUAUGAUGAUUAUAUGAUGUUUGCUUGUUAAAUGUGCACAUAUAUUCAGGAAUAGAUCUGGGCAUUUCACUUUGUUCACUUAGCGAUGUCUUCAUAUGAGGAACUCUUUUCACGAGCCAAUCCUGAUGAAACCAUCAACAAAAUCCCCAAUGCCUUUGCCGCCUUGCUUGUUCGUUUCUUUGAAGUCAAGCGCUUUAUAAACCAGUCCAGCGGCAGUAACAACCUAACUGACAGAAAUAUUGGCACUAGUAAUUUGAACAACAACAACAGCAGCAGUCAUUCCCCUAAUGAUGAACAUUUGCGCAAUAAGUUACGCGAAGAUCUCAAUCAAAUCAAUGAAGCCUUCCACCAACUUGAGCAACUUGUUCGUGAACCAAUCAAGAACUUCGAAGGCAGCCUUAAUGACUUCUUAGAAAUACUUCAGCGAGAUCAUAGAGGUUCCUUAAUGACCGAAGUUCAAGCCAAGGUUAAUGCACUCGAGAACCAUGUGAUGAAUUUGAGGUUCAACAUUCCGUUGGUGCUGCACAGCAUGUCUUCCACAAGUCCUGAUGUUCAUCGAUAUUUAUGGAAGGAGCCAAGUAGUGGAGUUGAUAAAUUGCCUGGCUUACACCUGGGACAUAAGUUUCUUUAUAGUUCAGUUUUCACUGAAUUUAAGGAAGCUUUUGAGGAUCUUGAUAUCAAGUUGAAGCACUGCUUGUUGUGCUUUGCUAUAGUUCCGGAGAAUGUGGUGGUAAAGAAGAGGCUUCUGAUAAAUUGGUGGGUCGGAGAGUGUUUAGUGGAUCCUCCAGAUACUGGAGAAAAGACUGAUGAAGAAAUUGCCGAUGAGAUUCUCAAAGAACUCAUGUCGAAGGGCUUUAUUGAGGCUGUUAAAGAAAGGCAUAAACUGGUGGCGAACAGAAAUUAUUUACUGAAGGCUGGGGAUGGAACUCCAGAGCAGUUAGAGCUGGAAAAACUGCAAACUAUUUUCAAUGUCAAUAAUCCUUUUCCCUUUCGGAACUUUGAGUGGUUUUCGAAGAUGAAAAAUGUCAAAGUUCUUUAUUUGGGAAGGUGGCAAAGUUCAGGUAAGUAUCACAUUGAAGUAGCAAGCACUGAGUUUUUGAAAGGGUUGAGGAAUAUGAAACGUUUAAGGCUUUUGAGCGUGCAAGGAAUCUCUGGAAUUACUGAACUCCCCGAUUCUGUAGGCAAGCUAACAACUUUGAGGAUCUUAGACCUCAAAGCCUGUCACAAUCUGGAGGCACUUCCGGACAAAAUAGCUUUACUCAAGCAGCUGACACACUUAGAUAUAUCAGAAUGUUACUUGCUAGAUGGCUUGCCCAAGGGGCUAGCACAUCUCUCAAAACUCCAAGUCCUCAAGGGGUUUCUUAUUGGUAAUUCAAAGAGAGGAAGCCCAUGCACUCUUGAAGAUUUGACAGGAUUAAGGAAGUUGGGCAAGUUGAGCAUCAAUACAAGCAGCGAGGCUUUCCCUACAAAAGAAGAGCUACAGGCCUUAAGCAAGUUGGAGGCGCUUCGGAAGCUAGCAAUAGCAUGGAGUAUGAGGAAGAAGGAAAAUGGCGGCACUGGGAACUCAGAUGACAAAGGAGAUAAUACAAGGCAACUCCCUGGAGCAGCAAAACCAAAAAAAACAUUGUUACGCAGAUUUUCAACACUGAAAGAUCCUGAGACACCAGGGCCUCCUUCAAAACUGGAGAAACUUGUAUUUCAGUGCUUUCCUCACAAAGAAAUACCUGAUUGGCUGAUACCUGGAAAACUGCAGAGCCUAAAGAAACUUUACAUCAGAGGAGGAAAACUCAAAAAUUUAGGCAAGACAGAUGAAAAUGAGAAGUGGAAGGUUGAGAUUUUACGUUUGAAGUACUUAGAAGAAUUUAUGAUGGACUGGAGAGAAGAACUUUUUCCAUCAUUCCCAAAUUUGACUGUCUUGGAGAAAAUCGAGUGCACUAUAAAUUCCUGCCCUCCAUGUGAUGAGAAAGGACUGUGGCUGAAGGAAUCGAGCACUGACAGGAGUACAUUAUGAAUUCACUUAGUGAUUUCUCUUUCAAAGAUUGGACAAUAUUUAAAUGUUGUAUGUUUCUGGUUAAUUAUCUUUCAACUUAUUCCUGCACAAAAAUGUGUGUUGUAAUGGAUUUUACUGAGUUGUUAUUUUCUUG